GACUGUGAAAUUAAGAAAAAAAUAUGUUUUUCUAUUAAGCAAAACGUGCUUAUGUCAUGAUUCUUAAGACAAUUUAAAUCUUGAAAUUUUCCCACAGACGAGGAAAACCUGACAAUUUCCACCCCAGCUAAAAUGAUGACCUACUUCAUGUUCUUCAAUACUCGGUCAUCGCCUUUGCGGUCGGCGUCUUCUGCCUCCUCCUCUUCGACCCAUGCUUCCCACCCUUUCUCCUCUCAAUGUCGACCCAUUGCUCGAGCAUAAACUGGAUGAAUUUCGGUCCGGAAAUUCUCAUCAUCGUAUUCGAAACAUGGAUGGCCGCACAAGCCAUCUACUCCGGAUCCAUGUGGGGCUUCUACAUCCUCUUCGUUGGGAUUAUUUGUAUUCUAAAUUACCUACAAAUUCUCCGCAGCAAAAUGGAACAUGCAAAGAAAUUUCUGGAGCAUACACUAUGCAUUCAAUCGUACCGACAGGUGCACAUUUUGGAGAAAAUGUUGAAUGAUUUCCUCAUGACGAAAAUCUCCCCAGCCGUAGUCAUAUUCAUACCAGCGGUUCAAAUUGUAUCUCAAUUUGUGUCUGUAAUGAUGCAUGACAAAAUUGCGAUGCCGGGAUUUCUCAUAUUUCCGCUCUUCUUGGUGGACGGAUUUGUGGCUAAUGUGCUCGUCUUCACGUUGGCAUCAUGGGUCAAUUCCACGCCGCAUGACAUGCUGGUAAAAUAUGGUCGGAGGCUGGAUAAUAUCUCGGUGGGAGGUUCCUACUUGAGGAAGGAGGUGAAGGCACUGAAUUCGAUGAAGAUUAAGUUCUGGUCGAACUAUAUCGAUCGAGGAACGCCGCUGAUGAUUCAGAAUUUCUGCUUGGCUCAAACCAUGUCACUGAUUAUGAUAAGGUCAUCGAGUUAAGUAUGUGUUUGUAGAUGUACAUAUUCAUAAUUAGGUGGGUUGUGUAUGUGCCCAGUUGAAUGUACACUUUGGCGUAAAUUUACUGAUCCUUGUGUGUAAAUAUAUCAUAACUUGGACCUCACAAUUAAAAAUGCAGGGUGAUUUAUUUAACAGAAAUAUUCUCUUAGCGUUGCGUUCAACUUUGAAAAUAAAUAAUUAGUAUACAUAAGUGUAUUAUCCUUCUGUUUAUAAUUAAGGAUUUGUAAUUAAUUAAAUUUUUGAUUAAUCCUAAUCCUGAGUGUGAUACUGUACAAAAUAAUAACCGUAGACAUGCAUAAAUAAGUGUGUAUGUAAAUAUGUUUAUAAAUUUGCGCUUAAUUAAUGUUGUUUAAUUAAGUAUAAAGUUUCAAAUAUAGAUGAAAAAAUUUUCUGGUCUAUUGCUGAAUAUUAAACAAAACAGUUACACCCGUCACAAACAGUUUAUUUGACAAAGCAAGAUAUUAUUUUACAGAUGCGUUAAGCUGGGUACAUAAUUCGUGAUUCGUUGAUGAUUUGUUUUUACAAUAAGCGUACAUAUAUAAUAUACAUAUGUUCAUACAUAUAGUAUAUCCGUCCAUACUCGACAAUUUUAAAACAAUACACAAACUUUAUUCCGAUUUUCUGAUGGGUUUAUUUUGUAAUGAGGAUAUGUUAAUUUAUACGUUGUACAUAAUUACUUAUCAACCGUGAAAUCAUGACCACAAAUCAUGAAUCACGGACUAUGGAUCCAGCUUUAUUAUUUUCAUGCUGGUGACCAGAGCCUUAACUAUUGUCUUUUUAAAUCUUUGUUUUUAAAUCUUGUAAUGUUUAGUCAUUUUAAAACUAGCAGGUUUAGACUUUAUUGGUAAAUAUUAACCAUUUCAGAUGGUUUCCCUAUUCUCAGGGUAAUAAUUAAAAUCGGGUUCAAAACUUUUAAAAGAAAAGUAUGCAUUUUUUACGUGGUUAUAUAUGCUUUCACCUGACACAUAUAAUAAAAAUAAUUUCAUUACUAGUUGAGACCAUAUUUAAA
Folsomia candida is the source of this 1923-nucleotide messenger RNA. RefSeq lists its product as uncharacterized. The record is from RefSeq and is a predicted model, not a curated record. The transcript has 2 exons. Lineage: Eukaryota; Metazoa; Arthropoda; Collembola; Entomobryomorpha; Isotomidae. Bases 237 to 896 code for a protein of 219 amino acids.